Messenger RNA from Cucurbita maxima (winter squash), 2759 nucleotides. Its product is annotated as beta-galactosidase-like. The transcript has 18 exons. Bases 158 to 2344 code for a protein of 728 amino acids. NCBI's taxonomy places the organism in Eukaryota, Viridiplantae, Streptophyta, Magnoliopsida, Cucurbitales, Cucurbitaceae. The record is from RefSeq and is a predicted model, not a curated record. Gene Ontology annotation, biological process: carbohydrate metabolic process. Gene Ontology annotation, cellular component: vacuole; cell wall. Gene Ontology annotation, molecular function: beta-galactosidase activity.
CUUGUACUAACCCCCUCAAUAUUCCCUCAAAAUCCUUACAUUUCCAUUACUUUUCUGUUUCUCUCUGUUUUCUUCCCCAAAGAAUAAGAGUAAAAAAAGAAGAACAGAAAGAAAAUAAACCCACCCUUUUAUAUGUUCUUAAGAAUCGGUGUUCAAAAUGUUCAAAAUGUUCAAAAUGUCAAAGAUUAUGGUGUUGUUUUUGGGUUUGUUUUUGUGGGUUUGUUCAUCAGGAAUGGCCUCUGUAACUUAUGACCACAAAGCCUUAAUCAUCAAUGGCCGGAGGAGAAUCUUGAUCUCUGGCUCUAUUCAUUAUCCAAGAAGCACUCCCCAGAUGUGGCCGGACCUUAUACAGAAGGCCAAAGAUGGAGGGUUGGAUGUUAUUGAAACAUAUGUGUUCUGGAAUGGCCAUGAGCCUUCUCCUGGACAGUAUUAUUUUGAGGAUCGAUACGAUUUGGUGAGAUUUGUGAAGCUUGUUCAACAAGCAGGCUUGUAUGUUCAUCUCCGGAUUGGUCCAUAUGUUUGUGCAGAAUGGAACUUUGGUGGAUUUCCUGUUUGGUUAAAGUAUGUUCCUGGGAUUGCCUUUAGGACAGACAAUGGACCCUUUAAGGCUGCUAUGCAUAAAUUCACCGAGAAGAUUGUGAAUAUGAUGAAGGGGGAGAAGUUAUAUCAAAACCAGGGAGGACCCAUUAUUCUGUCUCAGAUUGAGAAUGAAUAUGGACCGGUGGAGUGGGAGAUAGGUGCUCCUGGUAAAUCUUACACCAAAUGGGCUGCUCAAAUGGCUGUAGGUCUUGACACUGGAGUGCCAUGGGUGAUGUGCAAGCAAGAGGAUGCGCCUGACCCUGUGAUUGACACCUGCAAUGGAUUUUACUGUGAAAAUUUCUGGCCGAACAAGAAAUAUAAGCCCAAAAUGUGGACAGAAGCCUGGACUGGUUGGUACACUGAGUUUGGAGGCCCAGUUCCUUACAGGCCAGUUGAAGACUUAGCCUACUCUGUAGCAAGAUUCAUACAGAAUGGUGGUUCUUUAGUUAAUUAUUAUAUGUACCAUGGAGGAACCAACUUCGGUCGAACUGCAGGCGGGCCAUUCAUUGCCACUAGCUACGACUACGACGCUCCGAUCGACGAGUAUGGCCUAUUAAGGGAACCGAAAUGGGGACAUCUAAGGGAUCUGCAUAAAGCCAUCAAGUUGUGUGAGCCUGCUUUAGUGUCGGUAGAUCCUACUGUGUCAUCGUUAGGUAGCAACCAAGAGGCUCAUGUCUUCAAGACAAGAUCAGGGUCAUGUGCUGCUUUUCUAGCCAAUUAUGAUGCAUCCUCUUCUGCUAGAGUCAGCUUUGGAAAUAAUCAAUAUGACCUACCACCUUGGUCCGUCAGCAUCCUUCCUGACUGCAAAACUGCCAUUUUCAACACUGCAAAAGUCGGGGCACCGAGCACACAGAUUAAGAUGACGCCGGUUAGUUCAUUUUCAUGGCAUUCAUACAAUGAAGAAACUGCCUCUGCUUAUGCUGAUGAUACAACCACCAUGGCCGGGUUAGUGGAGCAAAUAAGCGUCACCCGGGACACAACAGAUUAUCUGUGGUACAUGACAGAUAUAAGAAUCGACCCAAAUGAAGGCUUCCUGAAGAGCGGACAAUGGCCUCUCCUCACCAUCUUUUCAGCAGGCCAUGCAUUGCAUGUCUUCAUAAAUGGCCAGCUAUCUGGAACUGUUUAUGGGAGUUUGGAUCAUCCCAAAUUAACAUUCAGUAAAUACGUUAAUCUAAGGCCAGGAGUUAACAAGCUUUCCAUGUUGAGUGUUGCCGUUGGUCUAUCCAAUGUCGGCGUGCAUUACGAGACUUGGAAUGCUGGUGUUUUAGGCCCUGUCACUUUGAAGGGACUAAACGAGGGGACAAGAGACAUGUCUGGAUAUAGAUGGUCGUACAAGGUUGGCUUGAAAGGAGAAGCCAUGAAUCUUCAUUCUGUUAGUGGAAGUAGCUCUGUUGAAUGGGUGACAGGCUCAUUGGUGGCUCGAAAACAGCCCCUCACAUGGUACAAGACAACUUUCAAUGCCCCGGGAGGCAAUGAACCGUUGGCUCUAGAUAUGAGUAGCAUGGGGAAAGGUCAGGUAUGGGUUAACGGUCAGAGCAUCGGGCGCCAUUGGCCUGCAUAUACCGCUCGGGGUAGCUGUGGCAAAUGCAGCUAUGCGGGAAUCUUUACUGAAAAGAAAUGUCAUUCUAACUGUGGAGAACCGUCACAAAGAUGGUAUCAUGUUCCUCGUUCUUGGUUGAAAUCGAGUGGGAACAUAUUGGUGGUUUUUGAAGAAUGGGGUGGCAAUCCUGAGGGGAUCUCUUUGGUUAAGAGAGCCACUUCCUGAUAAUACCAAGAAUCUUUCAAUUUCGGCGGUCUGCAGCUAAGCUCAACCAUGCCUCGUAUUUCUCUCCGGUUUUACUAUAUACAUUUAGAUGUCUCAACAUAUAGUUCAUCCCGAGUGGCGUAAACCGAUUGCCAAACUUAGGUCGAUAGCUUUGCGCCUCGGACCAUAUAGCUACACCGACAUAGUGUUUGAAUUCGCAAGAGAAUAAGUGGAGAAGAAUACCAAAACCAAACACCAUUUUUAUGUCAAAUGUAGGUAGUGAAGAAGUUUGCUAUGUACAUAGAAAGAAAAUCUAUUCUUGGAGUUGAAAACUUUUAUCCCAUAUUCAUGAUUCGAUCAUUGGUCGAGAUUGUAAUGUUUGAAUACGAUACAAAUAAUAAAUAAAGUACAUAAUCAUUAUACUUUACUUUUUACA